UUGAGGUUAGCUUGUGUAUGAUGUGUCAUUAAAUAUCUCAAGUUUUAUUAGAUCUCAAAUGUUUUGGAUUAAAACAAAGCUUAAAGUAGUAAUAUAAAAUGUCAGUCGUUAUAGAAACAACUCUAGGCGAUAUUACCGUUGACUUGUAUCUAGAUCAGCGUCCUGUAACAUGUUUGAAUUUUUUGAAACUAUGCAAAAUGAAAUAUUACAAUUACAAUUUGUUUCAUUCGAUAAGAAGCAGCUUUAUCGCUCAAACUGGUGACCCCACCGGUGAAGGUUCAGGGGGAAUGUCUAUAUUUGGAAUUCUUGAAGGUCCAGACAAACGAUUGUUUUCUGGUGAGAAAAUGCCAAAAAUUCGGCACACUGAUGCUGGGUUAUUGUCAAUGGUUUGUACUGGAGACAUGAUGAUUGGUUCACAGUUCUUUUUUACUCUCGCUCCUGACUUGGACUCGUUAGAUGGGAUACAUUGUGUCAUAGGAGAAGUCACAGAAGGACAUGAUGUACUAAGAAAACUCAAUGAUGUGAUAUGUGAUGAGACUCAUCGCCCUUAUCGUGAUGUCAGAAUAACACACACUGUAGUGUUAGAGGAUCCUUUUAAUGAUCCUCCAGGUCUAAGAGCUCCUUCGCGAUCUCCUUCUCCUACUGCAGAAAGGUUGAAGGGUGGGAGAAUAGCACCUGAUGAGGAAAUAGAUGAAACUCAAGGCAAGAGCACAGCUGAAGUACAAGAGAUUAUUGAGGAAAAAGAGGCCAAAGCUAGAGCAACUAUUCUUGAAAUUAUUGGUGAUAUUCCUGAUGCUGACAUUGCUCCUCCUGAAAAUGUACUCUUUGUUUGCAAGCUAAAUCCAGUCACAACAGAUGACGAUCUUGAAAUCAUAUUUAGUCGAUUUGGUAAAAUAGUAAGUUGUGAAGUGAUAAGAGAUAAAAAGAGUGGUGAUUCUUUGCAAUAUGCUUUUAUUGAGUUUGCUGAUAAAAAGUCAUGUGAAGAUGCCUAUUUUAAAAUGGAUAAUGUGCUUAUUGAUGACCGAAGAAUACAUGUUGACUUCUCCCAGUCCGUAUCGAAAAUAAAGUGGCUAGGAAAAGGUAGAGGGGUUAAGCUAAUAAAUGAAUCGGAAGAAGAAGAAGGCUCAAAAAAUAAAUCUAGAUAUACUGGUAGAGAAAGAGAUCAUAGGAAUGGUAGAGAUUAUAAUCUUAAAAGGGAAAAUUACGAACAAGAAAGAAAUGAAAGGGAACGGUCAAAACGAAAUAAAAAUGAAAAAAAUAUUGAUAAACAUGGCCACAUUCAGGAUCUGGCUGUAAGAGAUCAUAGGAAACAUACAAGCAACAAAGAUACACAAAGAAAAGAUUCUGAUAGAUAUGAUAAAGAUAUACCAAAGGAAGAUAAAAGACAUAAAGAACAUAGUGAAAGAAAGGACAAUGUUACAGAGAGUAAGAGACUUAAGGAGCAUGAAGUGUGUAGUAAGACUGAAAAUCAUAAAAUUAAACAUAGAGAAGCUAGUCGUAAACACCAAGAUAGACACAACUCUGAGUAUGCUGAAAAUGAUGACAAAGAAAAAAGAAAUAGUAUAAAACAUAGAGACUACCAUACAAAAGAGUGUUCACAUGAUAAUGAAAAUUCUAAAAAUAACGAAAAAAAUUACAAUGUAACACAGAAACAUAAAGAACAUACAAAGCAUUCCCAGAAGUAUAUGGUUGAUAAAAGUACAGAAAAAAAAUUAAGUAGAAAAGAUGAUAAAUCCAAAUUGAAAAGAAAGUAUGAUAAGUCUCCAAAAAGAGAACACAAGAAACGAGAUUCAUCUUGUGACUUAGAGCCCAAAACACCAUCACCUGUUACAAAUAAAAAGAGUAGAUCUGAAAAAAGAAAGAAACAAACAAAGAAAAGACAACAUAAGAAACGCAAACAAUCUACCUCUUCUUCUUCAGAAAGUGAUUCCUCAGAAACAAGUUCAUCUAGUACAGAGUCUAGUUCGUCCAGUGAAGAUAACAGGAAAAGAAAGUCAAAAAAAAGAAAAAGAAGCUCCUCCUCUUCAAGCACUUCCAGUAGUAGUGAUAGCAGUUCUUCUAGUAGCUCAUCAAGCAGUACUUCCAGUUCAGAUUCUGAAGCUGACAGGAAAAAAAGGAGAAAGAAGGCUAUAAAAAAGAAGAGCAGAUAGCAUUGGUAUAGUUAAUUCUUUACAACUGUGAGAUGAUGUUUCAAUGUUGAUUUAGUGUGAAUUCUUUGGAAUUUUAAAUUUAAUUUUUUAUUUAAAUUAAAUAUUUUUAAGUUCAAAA
Messenger RNA from Bombyx mandarina (wild silkworm), 2268 nucleotides. RefSeq lists its product as uncharacterized. Gene Ontology annotation, molecular function: RNA binding; peptidyl-prolyl cis-trans isomerase activity. Gene Ontology annotation, biological process: protein peptidyl-prolyl isomerization. NCBI's taxonomy places the organism in Eukaryota, Metazoa, Arthropoda, Insecta, Lepidoptera, Bombycidae. The record is from RefSeq and is a predicted model, not a curated record. Gene Ontology annotation, cellular component: nucleus.